AAUUCUUGGCAACACUGGCGCACACACACAAACAAAACACACCAAACAGCUGGCGGCGCAGAAGACUCCGUAGCAAAAACACGGGAAGAAGGGACGAAAGAAGAGGGACUUUUAUUUUGAUUUCGUUGGCCAAAUUGAGUAAUGGCCGGACUCCUUCACCUGACCAAAAAGUGCAGCCUCCACCUACCAAUCUACUACGGACGCGUGAAAUGCAACACCGCUGCUAAGGGAGCACACGUGCAGGCGAGAGUGCUAUACUCUUCGCUAGCCAAGAGUGAUGACCAAUCUGCCAGCAACGAUGGCAAACGGAAAAAGAUCACACCCUUUACGCCGACACCGGGAAGCAAGCUGCUGGGCGGAGUGUUCGGCAAAAAAGCCAAAGGUGGAGCACCAGCAACAUCAACGACAGCAACGCUACAGCGGCAGCACCCACAACGACAACAAUUACGACUAUGUCACGUUCAUAUAGGAAGCGGCAGCGGCGAUGGCAGCUCAGGACUGGGGAAGUUGGACGCACCGGAGGUCACCUCCAAGGAUAUGCUACGCGCCAUGAUGGCCUAUAUUUGGCCGAAGGAGGAUCCUCUAGUGCGAAAGCGAGUGGGCAUCUCUUUGGGUCUGCUGGCAGGCUCUAAGCUGCUGACCGUCUGCGUUCCAUUUAUGUUUAAGGGAGCAAUAGACACCAUGACCACCCUGAACAUGGACACCGCACCGGAUGCAGUGCUCUCGGCAGCCACUGCCCUGCUGCUCGGAUAUGGCAUCGCCCGCGCUAGUGCCGCGGGCUUCAAUGAGCUGCGUAAUGCGGUGUUCGCCAAGGUGGCCCACCAUUCAAUCCGUAAGAUUGCCAGCAAUGUGUUCCUGCAUCUCCACAAUCUGGAUCUGGCCUUCCAUCUGAACAAACAGACCGGCGCCUUGUCGAAGACCAUAGACCGAGGCUCUAGGGGCAUCAACUUUGUACUCUCCGCCAUGGUCUUUAACAUCGUGCCUACGAUCUUCGAGCUAGCGCUCGUGUCCAGCAUUUUGGGUGUGAAGUGCGGCCUGGCUUUCGCCGGUGUUAGCAUGGGCUGCGUGGGCAUCUACGCCUUGUAUACGUUGAGUGUGACCCAGUGGAGGACCCAGUUUCGGGUGUACAUGAACCAGGCCGAGAACGAGGCCGGAAACAAGGCGGUGGACUCCCUGAUCAACUACGAGACAGUGAAGUACUUCAAUAAUGAGAAGUACGAGGCAGGCUGCUACAAUGAGGUGCUGAAAAAGUACGAGACGGCCAGCCUUAAAACCAGCUCCAGCUUGGCACUUCUCAAUUUUGGACAAAACGCCAUCUUCAGCAGUGCCCUCAGUCUGAUCAUGGUUCUGGCAGCCAAGGAGAUCGCCCAGGGCAACAUGACGGUGGGCGACUUGGUGAUGGUCAAUGGCCUACUCUUCCAGUUGUCGAUCCCCCUCGGCUUCCUGGGCAGUGUGUAUCGCGAGGUGCGGCAGGCGCUACUGGAUAUGCAAGCCAUGUUCACGUUGAUGAAUGUUGACAGUCGCAUCCAGACUGCGCCCAAUGCCCAACCCCUGUUCGUGGACAACAGCAAUUCGUCUAUUGAGUUCCGCAACGUGAGCUUCGAGUACGAGCCGGGUAAGCCGAUUUUCCGUGACCUCUCGUUCACUAUUCCCGCCGGCAAGAACGUGGCCAUAGUUGGGGGCUCUGGCUCUGGAAAAUCUUCAAUGGUUCGUCUCCUGUUCCGGUUCUUUGAACCGAACUCUGGCAAGGUUCUUAUCGGCGGCCAAGACAUCAGCGCCGUGGACCUGGAGAGUUUGCGCAAAGCUAUCGCUGUGGUGCCACAGGACUCAGUGCUCUUCCACAACACCAUCGAGCACAAUAUCCAUUACGGCAACCUGACAAAAUCGCAUGCCGAUGUGCAAAACGCGGCUCGUAUGGCAGAUCUGCAUGACUCUAUCAUGUCCUGGCCGGCUCAGUACGGUACGCAGGUGGGCGAGCGGGGACUGAAGCUCUCUGGUGGCGAGAAACAGCGCGUGGCUAUAGCCCGAGCUAUUCUCAAGAACACACCCAUCCUGAUCUUUGACGAGGCAACCAGCAGUCUGGACUCCAUUACGGAGCAUAACAUUCUGCAAGCAUUGACCCGUGCUACCUCCGGUCGGACUAGCAUUUGCAUUGCCCACCGCCUGUCCACUGUCAAGGACGCCGAUGAAAUCCUGGUGCUGGAAAACGGACGGGUGGGCGAGCGCGGCACCCAUGCGCAACUGCUGACGCAGAACGGUCUGUAUGCGCGCCUCUGGGAGACGCAGACUCAGCAAUUUGAUCCAAGUAAAGAGUCCAGGGAUGAGACGAUAGCCGGUGCGGCAUAGGCUUGGUCCCAUACCUCCUAUAUGUAUGUUUGUUCCGACGUUAAACCAACCCCAUUCGAUCGUCCCUAAUCUGUCCCCCAACCCUUACUCCCGUAACCCAUUAAGUAUCAUUGUGGCGUUUGUAAAUACAGUUGUAGAUAUGCGAUA
Molecule: messenger RNA, 2493 nt
Organism: Drosophila serrata
Lineage: Eukaryota; Metazoa; Arthropoda; Insecta; Diptera; Drosophilidae
Gene: ABCB7
Product: ATP binding cassette subfamily B member 7
Biological process (GO): intracellular iron ion homeostasis; transmembrane transport
Cellular component (GO): mitochondrial inner membrane
Molecular function (GO): ABC-type transporter activity; ATP binding; ATP hydrolysis activity
Source: RefSeq, a predicted model, not a curated record